GUUAUUUUUCUGUGGACUUCUGUGCAGUGUAAUUCUGGAGACAGUUGUUGGUUCACAGGUCGUCUAAUACCAACGCUUUUAGGUUGGUGGUUUGUUGUGACUAUAUUUCUCCAGAAUUGCAUUCAGCACAUUUAGUUGGAGCAACAGUAAGACUAAAUGUGUAAGAAAUAAACAACCAUAAUGUGACAAUUUUAUAAUUCCUGAAACAUGGACAAACUCAAUUAAUCACUAAAGAGGUUGACUUUUUGAUUGUUGUUAUUUUAUGGUCUAUUAAGUAAUGUUUUCCUUUCUGUUCAUCCACAUGCCCUUCUGGGAGUUUCCUCGCCUGGCACACAAGCUGCGCUUUGCUGAAAGCCUCCUGGGCCGAGCAUAAAUCACUCCCACUGGCAACACUCCAGAGUUUCCCUUUCCCUCAUAUCUCACUGCUCCUGGCUCACAAAACAGAUUCAGGGACACCCAACAACCGUGAUUCAUCCCACACUGACUCUAACCCAGAGUGCGCUGCCAGGAACAGCAGCUCACAGAGGGAGUUUGCCUCCUGUGCUGUGGAUGGCUGAUGUCACGCCAGUCCAUUAAAGCCAGAGUACGAGGGAAGCGUGUGUCUGUCAGGCCGUAUUACAUGAGGACGACAGUGAUGGACUGCCUCUGGGCUACAGUUGGAACCUCUCUUUCCAAUCCUCCAUCCGACUCUUGGAGCAACCUUAUGAAAUCAGCCCAUGGUCCAUAUCCGUGCUCCAUCUGCCAGCUUUGCUGAAUCCAAAUGUUCCUCACAGCGUGAUCAGGCUGAACGCUGCAGCAGCUCCAGCACACAGCCUCCUGAAACACUGAUGUCACACAGACCCUAAAAACUCAGUCAGUGCGGAUAUCAAUCUUCUCAUUUUUGUCCAACUCAGAGGAUAGUCAAGACAAAACCCUGCAACAAUGGCCAGAUCCCCUUAUCCUCUUGGAGCCAACCUAAACCCAGCAGAAGCCUUCAGAAAGAUGAGGAGGAUCAUUGCUGAAGAUCCAGACUGGCACCUGAACCUAGUGCCUAGUUUGUCAAACCUGUGUCUGCAAAGCAUUGUGAGCAAUUUUGAGGAAAAGCCCAUAUUUGAAGUCCUCACACCCAUCCAGAAAGACUUUGUGCUGGAGAGACUGUCUACUUCCCUGCCUCUGCAUGUGACAGCCAACUUGAUCAGCGAUAGUGUCUAUUGGAAGCGGUGCUGCGAGCAGCGGUGGGACAUUUGUGAUGUCUCUCAUUACGGCCACAGCUGGAAACGAAUGUUCUUUGAGAGGCACCUGGAGGACAUUAUUGAACUUUUUAUCCCAGAUGUAACAGAGACAAAGACGGUUCUACAAAUAGUACCUCUUUGUAAGAACUACGUCAAGAGGCUGGACAUCUCUCAACUCCUGCCACCCAUCAAGGAACCGCAGAAGGAGGAGGAUGAAUAUGGCUCAGAGUUGGCAAGUGUCAAUGAGUAUGACGGACCAUCUAUGGACCACUUUGACUUUAACAUCCUGCUUAACAAGCUGACAAACCUAGAAGAGCUCCAUUUGGUGUACAGGGUCAAACAAUGUGGUAUGAACUUUGAAGGGAAGAUGUUUGAGAUGACAGACAGAGACUGUGAAUCCCUCGCCAAGGCCCUGAAGUCCUGUAAGACUCUGAAGCUUCUAAGGCUCCGUCUGAGCCACAUUGAGGAUAAAAAGUGCCGUCUGCUUGUGAAAUACCUUUUGGACCACCCGUCCCUGAGGGAGCUCGACUUCUCUCAUAACAUGAUCGGAGACAGAGGAGCCAGAGCCAUUGGCAAGCUGCUCACCAGGAGUAAACUGGAGAUCCUGAACGUGUGUGACAACGACAUCAGAGGUCCGGGAGCCAGAGCUAUAGCUCAUGCCUUGUCCAAGAACUCCACCCUUUUGUCAAUCAACCUGCGUCUCAACCGUUUGAGAGAUGAGGGCGGGCAGGCUAUUGGCAAGGCCUUGCUGAACAACAACACCCUGCUUCACCUGCACCUGGGAGCCAAUGAGGUAACUGGGCCCACUGCCAUCGUGCUGUCUGAAGUCCUGGUUCAGAGUCACACCCUGAGGAGCAUCAAUCUGUCCUGCAACAACCUGGGUGUGGAUGGAGGUAAAGCCCUGGAGAAGGCCAUGUCCCACAACACCAGCGUAACAGAAUGUGACAUACGUCUGACGGAGGUUGACGAGCAAAGCAUUUCCUUCAUCAACCAAGUGGUGCGGACCAACCAGAGAUUAGAAGAGGAGAGACGUGCUCAAGAGCUUAAAACCAAGUAAACAUCCAGUGUUCCUGUUUAUCGUAAAAACCCAUGUUUGCUAGUCAUGAAUUCCUGCUUCUCCUGUAUUCAUUUAGCCACAGAGUAUGACCACUGUAUGCCAAGUCAAACUGAACAAAAUUUAUAGGUUUUCAUAGUAGGCGUUCCCGAGAGGGGAAACAAAAAAAUCAAUUCUUACCAGCUUUACAUUUUUGUUGCCAUUUUGAUAUUUGAUGCUGCACAUUUCUGAUUAAUUGGCAAAAUGGAAAUGAUGUGAUUUCACAUCAGGAUGUGUCUACUAUCUUGUCCUUUGCUUCUGCUUAAACAUUUUUUGAUUUGACCAUAAAGCCAUAAUGUAACAGUUGAUGUAACCGAAUCAGAAUUAUGUCAGUCAAAUCGAAUUUGGCUGUUCAACACGAAUAUUCGACAAUUUGUUUACAAAGAAAGUGUGGUCUGAACAGGCUCCGCGGGACGUUCAGUGUGACAGCCGCAUUCACGUCACAGUAAUCAAACUAACAACAACAUUCACCACUUCUUCACCUUAGAGUGCAGCCUCUCUCUCCCUCUAUGCCACUGCAGCAUGUCAGCAGCUGCAGAGUCACAUGAAAGUCAAGGGCAAUCACUCCACAGCAAAAUCUGGGGACCGAAACAUUCCAGGAAGUACACUGCACCGAAAAAAACACUGCUCAACUUAAAGCAAUCUAAGUCAAUAGAGGGUCUGACUGAUGAUUCAAGUCUCUGACUUAAAAGUGGCAGCCCAUAAUAUGACCAUAACUUUAAACAAACCAACUUUAAAACCUACAAGCACAGUGACUGUCCCAGCUG
Molecule: messenger RNA, 3071 nt
Organism: Plectropomus leopardus (leopard coralgrouper)
Lineage: Eukaryota; Metazoa; Chordata; Actinopteri; Perciformes; Serranidae
Source: RefSeq, a predicted model, not a curated record